ACAGCAUUUUGAAACCCAGCUGAUCAGAGCUGUGGUAUUCUGCCACAGAGGCAGAGGGAGAAAAUCACAGAAAGCACAUGAAGAAUUUGUGAUUUUAAGACGGAGAUUUCACAAAUAGAAGAGUGGGAAAAGAAAUGUCUCCGUCCUUUUAUGGGAAACUGGGAACCCGUGUGAAGAGAGAAGCUCUGUGUAAAGAUGUGAGACCCGUUGGCAGGGUGGAAAUCUGAGGAAAGAAACACACAGAAAGGGAUCAGUCAGGCUCUGGAAACUAGUCCAGGGAGUCCUUUGAGUCAAAAAAGGAUUGAAGAGCCCCCGUAGUAAGAGGAGUGAUGUCUUGGCUGUCACCCGUGUCAUGGGCCAAAUGGACGUGGACGGCGGUGCGAGGAGGAGAGGGAGAAGAGGAUGAAGAGGGGCAUGAGGCCAGCGAGGAGAGGGAGCAACUUGGAGAGAGAGGAGAGGAGGAGGAGGAGGAGGAUAGAUCUCAAAGCUGCAGCUCUGACUCAGAGAGUCAUUUUGAGACUCCUGAAGCAGCAACUCCUGUCCGUGCCCCUCCAACCUUCCCAGGAGAGCUGGAGAACAACAACACUGAUGCAGACAAAACAGAUGUGGAUCAGGAGGAGCAGCUGUUAGUGACUGCUCCUGUUUGGGAUCAGGAUUUUUGGCUCAACCACAACAUGGGUCAGGAUGAGCCUGUGGUCCCCAUUGGUGGCCCACUGGAUGUAAACUUCCAGACCCUGCACGCAGGACAAAUAGAGGAUCUCCCAGAAGCCUUGGGCUCUGUGCCUCUCCCUGCUCCAUCAUCGGUGAAGGAGGUGCCUGAAGUGCCUCAAUGCACAGCACCAUCCUCUGAGCCAUCCCAAGGCCCAGUCCCCAUCCUAGUUGCAGAUAUUGUCCCGGAUUUGGCUCCAGCUCCAGCUCCUGCUCCAGCUCCUGUUCUUGCUCCAACCCCAGAACCAGCUCCAGCUCCAGCUCCUGUUCUUGCUCUAACCCCAGAACCAGCUCCAGCUCUAGCUCCUGUUCUUGCUCUAACCCCAGAACCAGCUCCAGCUCCUGUUCUUGCUACAACCCCAGAACCAGCUCCAGCUCCUGCUCCUGUUCUUGCUCCAACUCCAGAACCAGCUCCAGCUCCAGCUCCUGUUCUUGCUCUAACCCCAGAACCAGCUCCAGAACCAGCUCCAGCUCCUGUUCUUGCUCUAACCGCAGAACCAGCUCCAGCUCCUGUUCUUGCUCCAACCCCAGAACCAGCUCCAGCUCCUGUUCCAACCCCAGAGCCAGUCCAUUGCAGUGAACAUGCAGCCAGCCCAGCUCCAGACCCCCCUGAGCAGAAACCUCUUUCUGAACCAGAACCACAGUGCAAUGGCCUCGACCAGACAGAGCCCACUCGAAAGACUAAAACUAGCAAGUCUAAGCCUCCAUCCCUGAAGGUAAAGGCCUCGCUGGACGAGCUUGCCCAAACAAAUGAGGAACAAGAACUUCCUCUUCCUAAUGCCACUUACAAAUUUGACCCUGACCAGCUGGAUGACAGCUUUAACCCCUUUACCUGCGGCGGAUCCAAAAUCCAAAACUCUCCCCCACCGUUCGGUUCGAGCUCUCUCCACAGACUCGAGCCAAUCGGCAGCUGCUUGCCUACGUGUGAGGCCAGCGCAGCAGCUCCAGCAGAAGCUGAGAUGACGGAGUCAUCGUCAGAGGGAAAGUCUGUGAUGCUGGAGUUUGGUUUGGACGAAGGGGCAGUCAGCAAGCCACCUCCGAGGAAAUUAGGUGGAAAAAAGACAAUCAGCAAACUCACUGCUAAGAAGCAAAAGGCCAAAGCAUCAGAGGCUUCCCGCAAACCAGCACCAGAACCCACAGUGUCAGAACCAGCUUCCCAAACAGCAUCAGAGCCAGUUUCUCAGCCAGCACCAGAACCCACAGUGUCAGAACCAGCUUCCCAAACAGCAUCAGAGCCAGUUUCUCAGCCAGCACCAGAACCCACAGUCUCAGAACCAGCUUCCCAAACAGCAUCAGAACCAGUUCUGGAUCCUAUUCCAGAAACUGCUUUGCCAGUUUCAGACUCUACUGCACCUUUGAACCUUGACGAUAUUCCUAUUCCUAAAUCAGGGACGUAUAACUUCAAUCCCAGUCAGUGGGACGACCCCAACUUCAAUCCGUUUGGUAGCAAUAGCGCAGUGAGCGGCUCUCCAGUGCUCCCUAAGAGCUCCUACAGUUUUGAUCCAGACAAUUUUGACGACUCCGUGGACCCUUUUAAACCCUCCAAACCCAUGAGCACAGAGGACUCGUCCAGUAGCGCCCCUCAGCCGGAGAAAAAGGUGAAAGACGGAGGCAAACAGAAAGCAGGGCAAACAGCGGGAGAGAAGAAAUCGAGGCAGAUUCCCAAGAAAAGCAAAGAGAGGACAAUCAUGAAUUCCUGUAAAGCUCAGAAAUAUGAUGAGAGCCAGUCCUUGGUGCUCGACAUGUGCAAUCAGGGGGAGGAUGAGGUCGUGGCUCAGACCCCUGAGAUCACUCAGCGAGUUCAUCACGCCACUGAUGAGGAGAAGCUCGCCUCCACUGGCAUUAUGGGCCAGACAACAGACAGCCAGGAGGAGAGAGUAGAACCCGAAUGCUACAAAGCACCUGCGAAAAAACAGCCAAUCAAUAAAUCAAUAGAUUAUAAAUCUGUUAUGGAUGGUCCUGAGACUAGGAUCACAGAUCUCUCGGAGGAGAAGGACUCCUGCAGUCUGAAAUAUGAUAUAAGUGAGAUAUCAAUGAACCUAACAACAGAGCUCCCAGACGCAGCAGCCCUGUUUCAGGACAACAUACCUCAGAGUGAGAUGGACAAGGCUGCAGUGCUCACCCUGAUCAGAGAAGAGAUCAUCACUAAAGAGAUUGAGGUCAAUGAGUGGAAAAGGAAGUAUGAGGAGAGCAGAACUGAGGUUUUGGAGAUGAGGAAAAUAGUUGCAGAGUAUGAGAAAACAGUUUCACAGAUGAUUGAGGACGAGCAGCAGCAGAAGACCCUGUCCUGCAGCAAGUCGGUCAGGCAGUUGACCAUAGAGAGGGAUCAGGCCAUAGCCGACCUCAACUCUGUGGAGCGCUCCUUCGCUGACCUCUUCAGGAGGUAUGAGAACAUGAAGGGAGUCCUGGAGGGCUUCAAGAAGAAUGAGGAGGUGCUGAAGAAGUGUGCGCAAGACUACCUGAUGCGGAUCAAACAGGAGGAGCAGCGAUACCAAACUCUCAAGGUGCAUGCUGAGGAGAAACUAGACAAGGCUAAUGAGGACAUAGCCCAGGUACGUGCCAAGGCCGAUGCUGAGGGUGUCGCACUAAGCGCCAGCCUGAGGAUGGAGCAGAUGAAGGCGGAGUCACUUGAAAGAGCUGUCCUUCAAAAGAAUCAAGAGAUCGAGGAGCUCACUAAGAUCUGCGAUGAACUGAUCGCCAAACUGGGAACAGACUAACAGGCCUUCGAUCAAACUCUCACGCAACAAUGAUGUAAAUACUGUACAUGAUCACACUUAAACACGUGUCAACCUUUUCUUUCUCCCUGAUCAUAUGUUUAAAAAGAAAUACAUUUUAAAUACAGAACUACUCUUUUCUGACUGAGAUAUAAAGCCAGAGCAAUAAUUGUUCAUAGUGCCAAUCAGUUGAUGAAGCACAAAGUUAUCAUGAGGUGUAUUUUAAUUAUUCUGAAGGAGAUUAAUUGAUAUUUGGUUAAGGAUUAACAGUAAAGGCUCAUUUUAUUUUUCAAAGAUUCAUCAGUUUUUAACUGUAGAUCCCCAUCUUUGAAAUGUGUAUGCAUUUGUUCUUUUACAAAGAAUUUCCAUUACCGUUUCACACAGCAUGUUUAACACGACUGUUAAAGACAUAGCACAGACUUCUUUUAUCAGUGUUCACAAUGUAAUGAACUGGUUUGAUGAAACAGCCUUCAGAAAGGACAAAUCUCUCUAUUGAGUGCCUCAACUGAUCAUAGUGUAUUAGUUUCUGGACUAUAAAUAUUUUAUUGCUGCCAUUUUUUGUGUGAUACAGACAGUUAAAUUCUGUUGGUUAUCAUCUUUCAUCAGCAAAUAAACUCUAAGUAAUAUUAUUUAUAUACUUUUUCUAAAGUUUCCUUGUGACAUAUACAAAGUGUGACGAAGUCCUCAGUUAUGCAGAGCUUGAAGUUAAACCGCAGAGUUUUGACAUCAUGUACAUUAUGCCUACCGUAAAUCUCUGGGAUUGUUAACUAUGAAGAGCACUUAAGAGAAUCUUAAAUUCAGUUCUAUAAUAUCUUUUUAAUUUGAUGAUAGUUUGAUGGUGACGGGUGGAAAUAAAAGUUUAGUUUGAAACCUUCUAUGGUUGCCAUGUAGAUAUUCUUGGACUUUAUUCAUAUUUUAUGUGUGAGCCCAAUAGUUGCUGGUGUGCCUUUAUUUUGUCUAUUUUGUAAAAGAAAAAAAAAGUUAGUUUCCUUAUGCAGUUGUUUCCAAACUCUGUCGCCAAAGUGUACUGUAUACUGCAUAUAUAUUUUAUGAUCAAAACAUCCUGAACAGUGAACAGUUUAAGGUGAAGGUCUGUUGAGUGCAUCAUGUAAUGAUAUCUUCACUGCUAACAUCAGCAUUUACAGGUCCGAUUGAACCUGAAGGAGCGCAGUGUUGGUCAGAUGUGUUUCAGAUAUAAAGGACAGCCCUGUUUCACGACAGCACAAUCAAUUGCCAAAUGUCCUUGUAAAAUGAGUUUCAGUGUGACUCUGUGUCCUAUCGUGAUGUCAUAUUAGUCUGAAGAGGUUUUUUUGAUGCAAAUCCAUUAUUACAGUACAAAAUGUGUACAUUUUAUACUUUAUGAAAAUAAUAUUGUUCCUAAUAUUUGUAAAAAGUAUAACCAGAGUGUAUGUUAACUGCUAUAUUUUGUGCAUUCAUGAAUAAAUGUUUAAGAUUUCAUAUA
Cottoperca gobio is the source of this 4884-nucleotide messenger RNA. It is a transcript of the gene tacc1, whose product is annotated as transforming, acidic coiled-coil containing protein 1. Gene Ontology annotation, biological process: cerebral cortex development; nuclear migration; mitotic spindle organization. The record is from RefSeq and is a predicted model, not a curated record. Bases 330 to 3425 code for a protein of 1031 amino acids. Gene Ontology annotation, cellular component: cytoplasm. Lineage: Eukaryota; Metazoa; Chordata; Actinopteri; Perciformes; Bovichtidae. The transcript is spliced from 13 exons.